Scophthalmus maximus (turbot) is the source of this 1442-nucleotide messenger RNA. Its product is annotated as G0/G1 switch protein 2. NCBI's taxonomy places the organism in Eukaryota, Metazoa, Chordata, Actinopteri, Pleuronectiformes, Scophthalmidae. Bases 366 to 722 code for a protein of 118 amino acids. The record is from RefSeq and is a predicted model, not a curated record. The transcript is spliced from 2 exons.
UUAUUCUGGUCUCAACAUCCUGCAUGUCAUAUUGAACGUACACCUCGCAGCAUCACUCUGACACGGGACAAGGGUUUCGUCAGACUGACUUUUUUCAUCUGUGAGAGUCUUCAUGCAUCUGGGUCAAAGUGUGCGGCUCUCCGCGCUCGCUCCACACCUCGUGAAUAUUCAGCAGCCGUGACAGUGGAGGGGGGUGGAGAGACCGGUGCUAUAAAUGGUUUCACGGUUUCCAAUAAAGAUAUUGUUCCUGCAGCAAACUGGAGACUGGAGUCGGGUUUGACCAGGGAUUAGAACAACCCACAGACUGCAUCACGGUAACUUCUCACCCGGCCGCGUGUCUCAGCCGAAGCAGAGUCCAGCGGAAAAUGGAGAGCAUGCAGGAGCUGAUCCCCUUCGCCAGAGAGAUGCUGAGUCAGAGGCCCGGACGGGCUCUGCUGAAGGUCUACCUGCUGGGCUCCGUGUUCGCGGUGCUGGGGACGAUCAUCGGGCUGGCGGAGACCGUGUGCCGCCCCUUGUCCUCUGGUCAGCCGAUGGACGCCGAGGAUGUCCUCAUGUUGGCCCGGGAGGAGCGGAGAAACAUCUGGAGCCAGGAGGAGGAGGAGGAGGAGGAGGAGGAGGAGGAGCUGACUCCUAAAAAUGGGGCCACGACCCAGGGCGAGACCCUCACCAAGACCCAUACACUCGGCCAUCGAAGCACGGCCAACCGGCUGCAUGCUUCAUAAGGUCAAAGGGGUCGACCCUUUGUGACUCGAGACAUUUACGAGGGAACCUCUCCUGCCACACCAACGCGUUGUGCAACACGCACACAUGCUAAAGCUUUGCACACGAGCAGUGUCUGAACUGUCCUGACAUUCUGUGACACUACAGAGACAGGAGCUAAAACCAAGUGUGUCGGACAGAGGCUGAGAAGAGGAGCUGCAGGAAUGGACAGCGUGAGGAAAAAAUAACAUUCAUUACAAUGAUGAACCUGAAUAUGAGCAUGGGACGUCUUCUUUAGAGGGAAAAAAAAGGGACCGGCUGAUUUCUUACUAAAACAUCGAUGAAUUGUGCUCCAUAAAACCCAUUUCUGAAUCUGCUGCUCGCCAGAUUUGGAUUCUGAGAUACAGAAGAACUGACACACACAAAACAGCAAACUACUUUAUAGUUUGUCUGUUUUGCUGUUAUCUUCUGAUUUAAGAAAAGAGGUGUCUGAAGGUCAAAGUGAGGAGUUGAUGAGAAGUACCUGAAGGCAGCGCGGCGAUGGGUCUGCCCGGCUACAUGAGCUGCUGUGUAGCGCCACCUGCUGUCUGGUGGAUGUGUCCGAGCCGCAGCUACACCCUCACACAGUGUACAGUAUGUCCAAAGAGAGGAAGUGUUGUGGCUUUGAUGCUUAUGUAACAUUAUAUUACACUGUAAAUGUACAAUAUUUUUUUAUACCAAUAAAGUCCAUUUUAUUUAUCUAA